ACACUCUAAUAAGGUCCUGAUACAGAUAAAUGUGUAAUUAAGGCUCGCAACGAAACGUUUCCACGAACACAGGCGUAAAAUCAAUUAGGUCCAUCGCUGAACAAUAUGAAGAACCGCUGUUUGAGAAUAUGGAAGCGGACAUGAUUAUUUGCUGAUUUCGGUAUCAGAAACAUAAAGUAGACUAUCAUUGGUUAAUGGUCCCAACUUGUGUCUAUACUUUCAACGGAUUGGUGGAAAUUAACUACGACACAUUAUUCGGCAAAUGUGUAUGAUUGCCAAGGAAUGGAUUUCAAUUGAUUUUUUAAAGUGUAAACUUAACAAUUUAUCAAAAAUGCGAUGUACAUGGACAAAAUGAUAAUACUAGAACUGCAAUUUUGUACAUCUUUAAAACUGUGAUAGUUUUACUUGCUACCUUUUUUGAUGUGAUGUGACAUAUCAGUUAUGAAGCUAGCAUUAGCCUUUUCUGGGUAUCUUUUUACACUUCUCACUCAUCUUAUGGAAUCAAGUGGACAAACAAACCUAGUUAAAAUAGGGUUCAUAAUUCAUCAGGACUAUGAGGACUCUACAAAGUUAUGGAGCGCAAUUCAAUACAAGAUGAGGAAAAUGGGAGAUUCGACAGACAGGUCCUGGGUUCAAAUACAAGCAUUAGAAGGGACCGAUAACAGUUUUGACACUGAGGACAUCGUUAAGCUUCAUCAAGAGGUUUGUAAAAAGGUUGCUGAAGGAGCACAAGCGCUGGUGUUUGUUGGAACAGCCAAGUCAACGGCGGAAAUGAACUCAAUAGCAGAAAGAAUCUCUGUCCCAGUCCUUAUGCCUUUGUCUACAAAAAAUUCCAAAACAACAAGCGAAUUUGUUGUUUCCUUAAAACCGUCCCUGAACAAGCCAAUCAUAGAAGUCAUCAAGAAGAAUGGCUGGAAUCGAGUCUUUUAUCUUUUCGACUCUGAGGAAGGUCUUCUACGUUUACAAUCAUUUCUCGAAGAAAUCGCUGAUAUGGAGUUUGGCAAUGACGUCAUCAUUGAGUCCCGGCGAAUAACUAACAUAUCUGAUAUUUACGAGUUAUUGCGUACGGUGGACAGACAGUACCUGAAUUGUUCUAGUCUUUACCCGUGCCCCUGCCCUAGACCAAUCAUCCUCGACCUAUCUACCCAGGCCGCUUUCAACGAAACUCGUAAGCAGAUUAUUGAUGUAGGAAUGAAUAGAGAGCUGUACCAUUAUAUUCUCGCAAACUUAGGUUCAGAUGAGUUGGAUCUCUCCUCCUUUAAGUUUGGUGGGAUGAAUGUUACUGGAUUUUCUAUCAAGGAUCCAACUUUCGAAAAAAAUAUACAGCCAGGCGACUGUUAUUCAUUUAGUGGCCUUUGUCCAAUUAAUCAUAAACAUACUUUGAUUAUGGACACACUGGAGUUUCUAAGUCAUGCUGUAAAUAGUCAGGGAUUUACACAAAAUAAUCACCAGUCUUUGCCACCCAGCAAUAGUUGUGAUGUUUCAGGUUUACAGAAAACAUAUGGAAGGAUUUUCCUACGUAUAAUCAAAGGCACAAAAGUGAAAAGUCCUACCAGCACUGGAACAGGAACAUUAGCGCUGGAUGGACACGGAAAGAGAAAGGAAUACAUGCUGGAAGUCAAAUUCUUUACUUUCAAUUCUUCAAAAUUCGAGAAGGUAGGAAUUUGGCAAGAAUCUGGAUUAUCGACGAAGCUGGAUUACUGUAAUCCGUCUAAAGACCCUAUACCCAGGGAUAACCAGACCUGGAUUAUUACAACAAUAGUCGGCGAACCUUUUGUACAAGAAUUAAAAUUGAAAGAGGGCAACCCAGUUGCACAACAGGGUGUAACCAUGAUCAACGGAAAAUUGUAUGAAGGCUUUUGUAUAGAGGUAGCAGAAAAAAUAAAGGAAAGAUAUGAACGACUGGAAGGGAAAGGCCCUGGGACUUUCAAUUAUAAAUUCAAGUUAGUUGAUGAUACAAAUUUUGGCAGCCCAGACAGGGACAAUGGGACAUGGAAUGGCAUGAUAGGCGAAUUAUUGACCGGGAAAGCUGACUUAGCUCUCGCUUCUUUGACAAUCACCAGAGACAGACAAAGAGUGGUUGACUUUACAAAACCAUUUAUGAAAAUUGGAAUCAGCAUUAUGAUAAAGAAGCCUGACAAACAAAAACCUGGCGUCUUUUCCUUCAUGGAACCCCUAGAUUCCAUGGUGUGGGUCUGUGUCAGUCUUGCUUUUACAGGCGUUAGUCUGGUUCUUUUCUUUGUUGGACGUUGGAGCCCGUACGAAUGGCGGGCUGAGGCGACAAGAAAAGAAAUCUCGGUGACAAACGCUUUCACUCUGUCUAAUACUUUGUGGUUUUCUUUGGGAGCACUGAUGCAGCAAGGUUCUGAUAUUUUCCCAAGGUCAAUUUCAGGUCGGAUUGUUGGUAGCGCUUGGUGGUUUUUCACUCUUAUCCUGAUUUCCUCGUAUACCGCUAACCUUGCCGCCUUUUUAACGAUAGAAAGGCUCAUUCCCCCAAUACGUGGUGUGGAGGAUCUCGUCAAGAGUAAAGAAGUGGAGUAUGGGACGUAUACUGGCGGGUCUACUGAAGCCUUCUUUGAGAUGUCCCAGGUACCUAUAUACAAUCAAAUGUAUGAAUAUAUGAAGGCCAAUGAGAAGAAAGUAAUGGUUAAAUCAGAUGAGGAGGGGUAUGCUAGAGUACGCCAAUCCAAAGGGGAUUACGCGUAUCUCGUGGAAUCGCCAAAAAACGAUUACCAGAACCAAAAGAAACCAUGCAACACCAUGAAAGUUGGAGAAAAUUUAGAUCAUAAAGGUUAUGGAAUAGCAACUGCACCAAACUCAGCUCUGAGAAAGGAUCUAAAUCUUGUCGUGUUGAUGCUAAGAGAAGAGGGUGAGCUACAUAAACUACAAAGAAAAUGGUGGUUUGAUAAAGGGGAGUGCGGUACAAUGGAUUCAACGGACACUUCGAAGAGAGCUCUUACUUUGAGCAACGUGUCUGGAAUAUUUCAUAUAUUAAUUGGAGGCCUUGUUCUUUCAAUGCUGGUUUCACUUGUGGAAUACUCCGUAAAUCGGCUACGUAAACUACACAAACUAAGAUUUCAGAAGCAAACAGAUGCUCCUAGACCUGCCAUUAAGAUUGAAAAGAAGAACCCACUGGAGGUACUAAAAGCAGCUGGUUACACUGGUAUCUGUGAUGAGGCAAACGCUUAUAUAUUCAAUCCCCCAGAGCAACUCACAACAUUUGAAAGCGGUAAAAACACAGAACUUUAAAGAAAAUAAAAAUCUCUGUUAUAAAAUAGUAGUAAAUAUAUUAAUCAUUUUUCGGAUGACUUUAUGAUUUCAAUGUAGAUUUAUAUUUAUAGAGUGUAGAUAAGUAACUCAUCAAAUACUAGUAUCAUUGUCCGUUUCAUUUCAUAGAAUACAUGUGUAUAUUUGUACAAUUCACAUACAAAAAGGCUGAAUAUAUAUGUACGCCUUCUCUAAGUAUUACUAUUCAUUUUGUUUUUAACUGAAAUAUUAUCAGUUAUAUUUUAUAUAUGCCUAAAUAAACACUUACUCUACUGUAUGUUCAUGCUUUCAUAAUGUCAUUUGUAUACAUCCUUCUGUAAAUUUUUACACUGUUGUUUGUUGAACAUAUUUGUACAUGUAGAUAAACUUUAGAGAAAAUCUAUUGCUUUGAAUAGAAUGAGAAUGUAUUAUAUGUUUGCAUUAUAUUUAAGUGGCAGUUAUUUUCAAAAAGAAGAAAACCAGUCAUCAAUUAGAAUAUCAGAUGCAUUUAUCGAAUCAUGUUUGCAGCCAAUUAAUUUCGAGGUAUCUGAUUUUGACGUUGCCAUUAAUAGUAUAUAUAUUUACUUAGCAUUUUUCAGCACUUAGAGCAGACCGUAUUUUAUUUCGAUCACCACUGUCUAUAAUCAGAGAUCUAAGUACUCCAUCAUGAUGUCAUCGCUAAGACAAGCGUUUAUCCACUGAUGAAUUCGCCGUUCUUGUUUUAUUGCUUUGAUGGAUCACCAUUAAAGGCCGAAUCUGUAUUUUGCUUUUUUUCCACUGAUCGCUGAUUACUUUUGUUUGACUGAUGUAGUUGACAGAUUCAAUAAACUGGUCAAUAUGUUC
This is a messenger RNA of Saccostrea cuccullata (small rock oyster), 4089 nucleotides long. Its product is annotated as glutamate receptor 2-like. Gene Ontology annotation, molecular function: glutamate receptor activity; transmitter-gated monoatomic ion channel activity involved in regulation of postsynaptic membrane potential. The transcript has 17 exons. NCBI's taxonomy places the organism in Eukaryota, Metazoa, Mollusca, Bivalvia, Ostreida, Ostreidae. The record is from RefSeq and is a predicted model, not a curated record. Gene Ontology annotation, cellular component: postsynaptic density membrane; plasma membrane. Bases 442 to 3249 code for a protein of 935 amino acids. Gene Ontology annotation, biological process: synaptic transmission, glutamatergic; modulation of chemical synaptic transmission; monoatomic ion transport.